AGCAGGUGGAGUCUUGGCGACGUCCGGAGACGUCAGCAGGGAACAAAUUGAAGCUCGUGUGAUUGAGCGUAGGAGGAGAAUGGAAGAAGAGAGGAAGGCCAGAAUUUUCAAUGCAAAGCAGAGAACGAUCGGGAUCGACAAGGAUGGGUUGGAACAACAAAUUCAAGAAAAGCAAAGGUCACAAGAAGAAGCCAAGAAGAUGGAUCAAGCCUUUGCUGACCGUCUUCUUGUCACUGAGCAAAGGGUUCAGCUAAUGGAGAGGGAGGUCCAGAGGGCGCGAAAGGAAAACUUGAUGUCUAUCCAAGACUACCGAGACCAGAUGCAGCAAAAGUACAUGAGAAAGGAAUGGGAUCUGAACGACCCUCUCAGUCUUCGUAAAGAUAGGCCAGCAAGAAUGGCUGAUGACGACCCCAUUGUUGGUCCCGCUUCCUUGCAAAAAUUUGCAGGAGAAGAUUUGGACUAUGGCAAUCGCUUUCGCAAGCAGCAGCAACAGCAAGCCAUGUGGGUCGUGGAGCAAAUGUCAGAAAAACAAGACCAGAUUGAGCAAGAGAGAGAGAUGGAGAGGCUGUUAGCGGAGAGGCAGGCAGAGAUUGACGAGCGCCGAUCAGAGUUAGAGAUCGAGGAGAUGAAGUCGCGUGCUGCGAUGAACUAUGCAGUGCGAGAUUACAACUUGGCGCUCUCGGAGGCCAAGAAAGAGCAGGAGACCAUCAGGAAGAUGGAGGAGAUGGAAGACGCUAUAGAAGAGAUCAAGAACCAGAUCUCGUCGGAUACGCUUACCGAGAACCGUGCUACCACGAUCAGCUGCAUCGCUCCACAUCGCUACAUCAAGUAUCACUUUAAAGGCCUCGACCCUGAGCAGGUCAGGUCCAUCCGCGAGGAGCAGAUCCGCCAGGCGAAUGAAAAGGCCAACCAGAAGAAGAUGGAGCAGGAGGAGGAUCAAAACUGGGAUCUGGUGCAAGAGGCGGUGCGCAGGAAUCUGAUUGCAGGAGAGAGAGAGGUCUUCAGGAGGAAACAGGAGAUAGCACGCCAGGUGGCGGACGAGCAAAGGAGGCAAGCGGAAGAAGCAAGGAAACGAAAGGAAGUCUUGUACAAGCAGGUAUACGCAGGAGCUGUGGAUGAGUCGUUCUUCUCGCAGUUUGGAACUUCUUCGCGCUAGAGUAUCUAGCUAGCUUGUCAUGUUACAACUCAAUAUCAAAUAUUGCUCUGCU
Messenger RNA from Guillardia theta CCMP2712, 1208 nucleotides. RefSeq lists its product as hypothetical. Bases 80 to 1156 code for a protein of 358 amino acids. The record is from RefSeq and is a predicted model, not a curated record. The transcript has 2 exons. NCBI's taxonomy places the organism in Eukaryota, Cryptophyceae, Pyrenomonadales, Geminigeraceae.